Sitodiplosis mosellana (orange wheat blossom midge) is the source of this 1683-nucleotide messenger RNA. RefSeq names its product hybrid signal transduction histidine kinase E-like. Bases 188 to 1342 code for a protein of 384 amino acids. Gene Ontology annotation, biological process: positive regulation of transcription by RNA polymerase II. NCBI's taxonomy places the organism in Eukaryota, Metazoa, Arthropoda, Insecta, Diptera, Cecidomyiidae. Gene Ontology annotation, molecular function: transcription factor binding. The transcript has 4 exons. The record is from RefSeq and is a predicted model, not a curated record.
GCUGUCAAUAUUAUAUGUCAGUUUGGUGUAUCAUCUCCAAGUUCUUCAAUCUUCACCAUAUCUGUUUGCAAUGCUAUCAGCUUCUUUGUCUUCAAAUAAGCCUUGAUUACUUCGUUUUUUUUUUGUGAUUUCACAAUAAAUUUUCAUUUAAGUUAUUUGUUUUGAUUGAAGAAGAAUAUCGACAGUUAUGGGUGCUAGUUCAGCAAAACCUUCUCCCCGGAUUGUGGAAGGUCGCAUUGACGAAACCCGUUAUAGUGGUUCAAUUUCGAGAGCUCAUAAUGCCGCCACUAGAAGUUCAACCGGUGCAUCGGACGGAUGUAUAGAUAUAUUCUCUGCUUAUCGUGCUGGUUCAUCAACAUCGUCCACAGCUGGACCCACAUAUUCAUAUUCAUCAGCUCGAAGCACCACCACGAAUUUACCACCACCACCAGCAAACAUUCAAACUGGAUACUCUUCCUUUAAUGCUCCCAGUUCAUCAACAGUAACGACAAGACAAUCCACCGCGAUUGAUCAACUAGAAGAAGCCGACAUUGCACGAGCAAUUCGUUUGUCUUUGACAGCCAAUCAGACUAGUCGAGUAUCAAACCUUACAUCUUCAACGCUGUCAUGGUCGCAUGGCAUAUCGCAAUAUCCAAAAAGUAAUACUGCCAAUGUUAACCGUGUCAAAGCCUUAGCAAAUACCUCUGUCUCCAACUCGGCAUCCGCCCCGAAAGCAGAAAUGGCAUUUGAUUGCAGUAUCUGUAUGGAAUUCAACGAGAAAGAUGUAAUUGUUGCUACAGAGUGUGGUCAUGUAUUCCAUAAGGAAUGCGUUUCUCCAUGGAUUCAGCAAGCAGGGACCUGUCCAUCAUGUCGAGUUCGUAUCACUAUUGCAUCGCUGCGAAAAAUUUUCAUUUCAGUUAAUUCAAGUAGUAACGCGUUGAAAUCCAACACGACGAAUUCUCGUAACAACAACAAUAACACCAGCAACGGCAACGGCAACGGCAACGGCAACGGCAACGGCAACAACCGCAACAACCGCAACAACAAUGCAGGAAUUCAACGUAGAAACAAUCCAAACAGAAGUACAACAUCAUCCACAAUGUUUCGUCGUACAAUUUGGUUGAGUUCACAGGAUAAGCAAAUUACCGAGCAAUCUCUUGCCGUUCUUAUUUCGCACAGAUUCAAUAUUUCAUUGCAGAAGAUUUCAAUCAAAAGUCUGAAAAAAGCAGGUACAACGCAACCACCACAGCGAUAUGUUUCAUUUAAAAUAAGCGUCGACUCGGAAAGUACGUUCAACACUUUGGUUGAUGUUACGAAGUGGCCAAGAACGUUUCGUGUUCGCGAAUUCAUUGAACGUAAUUAAGGCAUUUUCCAAGCAUGCUUUACUCAAUCGCAUUUGAUAAACACAUUAUUUCAAUAAAAUCUAAAAUCAUUUGCUGACAUCAUUAAAUAGUAUCCAUGAAUAACAUACUCUAUUCUGUCCCCAUUGUUUCUUAUCUUUGUAAUAAGUUUAACAAGACUAUAAUGGUUUCUCAAGAUAUUUUUUCAUAUGAUGUGGUUGUUUGAUUUCACAUCUUUUUCUAACCUUUUUGUCCAAAGUUUAGUAUUAUAGAUAAGCAUUUGGUAACUUACGCUUUUUUUGAGAAUAUAAUUUGUCGAUUUCCUUUUAAAUAAUUAAAUAAAGUACGAAAAUUAACGCAAAAA